AUGGCGGGCGUAACAAAUGAACGGUAUUGUACAGUGUUGCUACAACAAGUGACUGGGGAAAAAGCAUUACCUACAUCACAAGAAGAGAUUCUUAAAGAGCUUGAAUCGCCUAAGGUGGAGCUUAAAAUUCGCGCUGUAAAGAGUGCGAUCUUAGCGUUACUUCAGGGUGAAAAAUUACCUAAAGUGUUGAUGCAUAUUAUUCGAUUUUGCUCAACGCAAAGUGAUCAUACACUUAAGAAGUUAUUAAUGGUGUACUGGGAGAUAGCACCUAAGUACGAACAACCACCUACGGGCGUAUUACCUUCUGAUAUGCCCAAGAUAUCACCGAAAUUACUACCUGAAAUGAUUCUUGUCUGUAAUGCCCUUUUAAAUGAUCUAAAUCAUCCAAAUGAAUACAUUCGUGGUUGUAUGUUACGUUUUCUAUGCAAAAUCAAGGAAAAAGAUAUUUUGGAACCAUUAAAAGACGCAAUUAAGAGCAAUUUGGAACAUCGUCAUUCUUACGUGAGAAAAAAUGCAGUAAUGACAGUUUAUAACAUGUAUAAUACUUUUGGCGAUGUAUUAAUACCGGAUGCACCAGAAUUAAUUGAACGUUUUAUAGUGAAUGAAACGGAUGCAGGAGCUAGACGAAAUGCUUUUCUUAUGCUCAAUGAUUGUGCUCAAGAUCGAGCAGUAACGUUUUUGAUGAAUACGAUGGAUCAAGUGCCGAAAUUUGGUGAUGGUUUUUCUCUUGUGAUAUUGGAAAUGACACGUAAAGUGUGUCGUCAGGAUCCUGCACAGAAAGCCCGUUUUGUACGUUGCAUCUUUCAAUUACUUAAUUCAUCAUCUCCUGCUGUAAGUUAUGAAGCGGCGUGGACGCUUGUGACACUUUCAGCGGCUCCAACGGCUAUGCGUGCUGCUGCUAAAACAUAUUGUGGGCUGCUUAACUCACAGAGUGACAAUAACGUCAAGUUGAUUGUGUUGGAUCGUCUUGCGGACCUCAAGAAACACCAUACGAAAGUUCUGCAAGAGAUUUUGAUGGAUGUCAUGCGAGCACUCAGCUCGCCGAGUCUUGACAUUUGCAAGAAAGUGUUGGAGAUUGCGAUGGAUCUUGUUUCGGUGCGGAAUAUUGACGAGGUGGUGACUCACUUGAAGAGAGAGGUAGUCAAGACACAAGAUAAGACGCGCGAAAAAGCUGGCGAGUACCGACACCUGCUUAUUAAAGCUAUUCACGCAUGCGCUGUCAAGUUUCCUGAAGUUGCCAACUCUGUAGUGCACCUGCUGAUGGAGUUUCUCAGCCAGCCGGAUGGCGCUAUGGAUGUCGUGCUCUUCGUGCGUGCGAUGUGCGAAAGUUACCCAGAGUUGCGCGAGAGUAUUUUGCAAAAGCUGAUGAUCUCUUUUACUGACAUUUCGCUGGCGAAGGUGUAUCGUGUGGGUCUUUGGAUCCUCGGUGAAUACGCUACUAUGCCUCGAGAAGAUGGGACGGAUAGCGGCGAUACGUCUAUAUUUGAGGCUGCUAGCGCCAUUUUCGGCGCUAUCGGCAGUCUACCGUUGGCUACGGAAGCGAUGCUCAGGGCACCCAAUGACAAUCCAGAUGGUGCAGAAGAUCCAGCCGCGACAGUUGCUGCUUAUUCGAAACCUGUCACUAAGAGCGUUGUCUUAGCCGACGGCACGUACGCAACAGAAACGUCAUAUUCUGCACCUGCUGUGAAAUCAGCAGCGACUGAAGAAGAGAAUGUUCCGGGUUUACGGCGUUUGUUACUGAAUGGAGACUUUUUCCUUGGUGCAGCUAUAGCUUCGGCGUUGACCAAGUUGUGUCUGCGUGUGUCAAACGGCGAUGUUGCAGGCGGUACUGCUCGUAAUGCUGCUAUCAAGAAGCUGGUUGUGGAUUCUACACGAAACAUGUGUGCUAUUGUGGCCUAUGGGCAAUCCAAGGCGAGCAAGCAUGAGAUCGACCAAGAUUCUGCACGUCGCAUCCUCAUGUGUGUGCGUGUACUGCUAGACCCGGCAAGCGCUCAGGCUACCCACGCGAUUAUUACAGAGGAAUGCCGUGCUGCGUACCGCAACCUUCUCGACAAUCAAAAGGCACACGAGGCAGAAGCUGCGCGUGCUGUGGCAGGUGGUGCUGAUGGCCACCCGGUGGCUCAUGCAGACGAUUUAAUCAACUUUCGACAGCUGCGUGGAAAAAAGGCCUUGGGCUCAACUGAUAUUGACAUUGACGACGGUGCCGACAUUAACCGUGCUCUUGGCCAGCAGAGUGACGGUUCUGAUAACGAAUAUGCCGGUGGGAUGCGUCACGUGCACCAGUUGACAGGGUUUGCGGACCCAGUGUACGCUGAAGCUAAUGUUACAGUCCACGACUAUGAUAUUGUGCUGGAAAUUUUGGUGGUAAACCGCAUUCCUCAGACACUUACUAACCUGACGGUGGACUUGUCUACUAUUGGUGACCUCAAGCUCGUGGAGCGUCCUCAGCCGCAUACCAUCGGGCCCCUUGACCAGCGCACGAUCCGCGCCAACAUCAAGGUGAGCUCUACUGAAACGGGUCACAUUUUCGGUACUAUCGUGUACGAUUCGGCAUCAGGUGCUGAGAAGACGUACAUUAAUCUGAACGAUAUUCAUCUCGACAUCAUGGACUACAUCAAGCCCGCUACGUGCACAGAUGCAGCUUUCCGUGCUAUGUGGGCCGAAUUUGAGUGGGAGAACAAGGUAGCCGUGCACACAGAGUUGUCAAAUGUCUUCGAGUUCUUACAGCACGUGGCAGACAAGACGAACAUGCGUUGCAUGACGCCCACGGCAUCGCUUUGUGGUGAUACGAACUUUUUGGCUGCAAAUCUGUACGCCAAGAGUGUAUUUGGUGAAGAUGCGCUCGUGAAUCUCAGCGUCGAGAAGCAGGACAGCGGUCGUAUUGGUGGUUACAUCCGCAUUCGCAGUAAGACUCAAGGCAUUGCACUUAGCUUAGGCGAUCGCAUCACAGCUGUGCAGCGCAGCAAGGAUGACCAAGGCAAGCGUAAGAAACUUUUUGCUUAG
This is a messenger RNA of Peronospora belbahrii, 3003 nucleotides long. The record is from the annotation of a GenBank genome assembly. Lineage: Eukaryota; Oomycota; Peronosporomycetes; Peronosporales; Peronosporaceae.